AUGCCACCUGCUCCCUCUCCUAACGCUUCCAACUUCCAUCAACCCUUUAUAUCAGCCCUGGACUCCGCUGCACCAAUCAACGCGCAAGAUGACCCGAAUUACUACUCGCGGUAUCCGCGCUCACUCAUCUCCUCCUCCAACCUUGACACGUUCGUGACCGGCACCGGCUCUGCCGUUUACGAGUCUCUGCUACCUCUUCUUGAAAUAUGGAUGAACAAGUUGGGCUUGCCUGAUCCGAAAGAGCUGGGUGGUCUCGACCUCAAGAUAAAGAGCGUCUUCAUCUUGCCUUUCAGCGUCAUGCAUCCGAAGUUCAUCAUCGUCGAUCGGAAGAAUGUUAUCCUACCGAGCUGCAACAUCAGCUGGGAAGAGUGGUUCGAGGGCGCAGCAUUGAUGAGCGGACCCGUCGUAGAGCAAUUCCUCCAAUUCUACUUUAAUUUUUGGGAACGCAAACAAGAAGUGCCGGCAGUGAAUUGGAACACUGCAUCGCACGACGAAAAUGGAACACAUGAGAACACCCCAAGAACGACCUCACUCAAAUCGAAAGCCGAUCUGACUGCCAGCAAUGUUCCUACGAUUUUCUUGCCGAGUCCACAUAGGCGCAAUCCGCGACUGAAUCCGUUCUCAAGUACAGACAAUAUGCUCGCACCACCUACUCCACUCAACACUUUCAUACUCACACUCUUCGCGCGAGCCGAGCGCAGCAUCAGAAUCCAAACGCCGAACGUCACCGCUCCUCCCGUCCUUUCUGCCGUUCUGGCAGCACUGGCACGAGGCAUCGAUGUGCAAAUUCUGACAUCCGAACGACUCAUGAUCUUAGAGCAGCUCGUCACCGCAGGCACCACAACAUCGCGUUGCAUCAACAAACUCAUCAAACGGUACGAAAAUCUCCAGUCGCGCCGACCCAUGAGCGACGAAGAAGCAGCCAUCGCUCCAUCAACGCCAGGCCGCUUGCAGAUUUCGUUUUUCGAUCCGAUUGGUGGGCCGAAAGGAAGAGGGAGGGAGGGCGGCGAGCCACAGCAGAGUCAUCUCAAGAUGACAAUUGUGGACGAUGAGGUUGUCGUGCUGGGCUCGGGGAAUCUGGAUCGCGCAAGUUGGUAUACUAGUCAGGAGCUGGGUGUUGCGUUCUUUGAUAAAGAUUUGGUGAAGAAGAUCGGUGGAGCGGUUGAUGAAGGUAUGGGAGGGAGGAGUAGGGCUGUGUUUGACAGCGAGAGAACAUGA
Molecule: messenger RNA, 1218 nt
Organism: Parastagonospora nodorum SN15
Lineage: Eukaryota; Fungi; Ascomycota; Dothideomycetes; Pleosporales; Phaeosphaeriaceae
Exons: 2
Coding region: 1-1218 (405 amino acids)
Molecular function (GO): catalytic activity
Source: RefSeq, a predicted model, not a curated record